Messenger RNA from Eucalyptus grandis, 1354 nucleotides. RefSeq lists its product as uncharacterized. The transcript has 2 exons. The coding region runs from base 590 to 1180 and encodes 196 amino acids. The record is from RefSeq and is a predicted model, not a curated record. Lineage: Eukaryota; Viridiplantae; Streptophyta; Magnoliopsida; Myrtales; Myrtaceae.
AAUUUGAAGUCACCGUUUCACCAAGCCAAGAGCAGCUUCAAAAGAAGCAACUGGAGAGAGCGAGAUCUGCAGAUCCCAAGUUGAAUCACAGAGAGAGAGAGAGAGAGAGAGAGAGCGUCGCGAGAACGUCAAAGCCAAAACCCAGAAUGCGAUUUCAUCAUUAGUGAUGCCGUGCAGGUCGAUUCUUGGUGGAGGAAGCAAAUAUUGAUGUGCGCGCUGCGGUUGGCGAGCUGGUGGGCUGAUAUGUUCUGCAAAGGAAUGAUUGAUCUUUCUGAACUCUAGUUGGUAAUGCGUAUGCUUGUUAACGAGUUGGGGUUGCUUUGGAGUGGAAAAAGUUUUCAUUUUGUGCAAAGGGUCUUUGUCAAUUCAGAGACAAACCGACAGCUUCAGGCUGUUUAAGAAUUUGAAGGGUUGGUUCUCUGAUAGAGCGUAUACCGCAGAGCGGAAUCAUCACUUUCUGCAUUCAAUUGUACCUUGGUUGAUGUUUUCUUUCUACUGCGUCCUAUGCAUUUUGGGGGAUUCUGAAAUGUCCAGUUAAGGGCGUGACUAGGAGGAAAAUGGCUGAUCGGGACAUAGAGAUGCUCCGAAGAUGAGAAGAGGGCGCUUCGCGAAGAAUUCGAUUGCCUUCGUGUGCACGGUUGUUUCGCUGUGUUGCUUUCUCGUACUGAUUCUCUCGACACUCAGGCUUCCGGAGGUGUCAUCCGGUAACGAUGCCGUGGGAUCUCACCGGACUACAAAAGCCGGGAAAUUCUCCGAGAAUCGGCGUUUAGGGACGUUCGGGGAGAUGAUGGUGGAAAUGCUGCCACAAGACCUUGCCUUCACUGUUUUCGUCCCUUCGGAGAAAGCAUUCGGGCGUGAUCUGCAGCUGAACGCGACUGAAAGUUUUGCUGCGGAGAACAUUAACAACACCUACGCGGUUGUUUCGCGUGUCCUCGGUUUCUCUGCCGUCCCGCGAGUUCUUACUUCGGAGACAGUGCCCGUGGGCAAGGAGAUCUCUUAUGAUUCGUUGUCUGGGUAUGCUCUGUAUAUAUCAAAGGCUGUCAAUGGAAGGAUAAUAGUCAAUGGAGUCGAAUCGGAAAGUUUGGAUACAAGGAAGGGCGAGAUUGUUGUGCAUAUUAUGGAUGGAGUCAUCAUGGAUGCUGAUUUUAAACAAUCGGUUCAGCCAGAUUAUGAAGGCUGAUGACCGCAAGCCAGGGGAAGCAUUGAACUGGAUGAUUUUCUUUCCAGCUAAUUACAAGUAGUCAACUACCAACUGAACAGAAUUGACCAUUGCACAGGAGCAAAAUAUUGUGUACUUGUGUAGUGUAUACAACAAUCUCUCAAAUUUGGAAAGUAGAAGUGAUUAACACCCCUC